This is a messenger RNA of Esox lucius (northern pike), 533 nucleotides long. It is a transcript of the gene rps12, whose product is annotated as ribosomal protein S12. The transcript is spliced from 6 exons. Gene Ontology annotation, cellular component: cytosolic small ribosomal subunit; ribosome. Bases 100 to 498 code for a protein of 132 amino acids. Gene Ontology annotation, molecular function: structural constituent of ribosome. Lineage: Eukaryota; Metazoa; Chordata; Actinopteri; Esociformes; Esocidae. Gene Ontology annotation, biological process: translation. The record is from RefSeq and is a predicted model, not a curated record.
CUAGGUUUAAAGGAAUGUCGCUGACUACAUGACGUCCUCUUUACCCGCUGUCAGAGAGGAGAUUGGAAUUUUAGGUCCCCCAUCCAUCGCUAAUCUACAAUGGCCGAGGAAGGCAUCGCUGCCGGAGGUGUGAUGGAUGUCAACACCGCUCUCCCCGAGGUGCUCAAGACCGCCCUCAUCCACGACGGCUUAGCCCGCGGUAUCCGUGAGGCAGCCAAGGCUUUGGACAAGCGCCAGGCCCACCUCUGUGUCCUUGCGGCCAACUGUGAUGAGCCCAUGUACGUCAAACUGGUGGAAGCCCUCUGUGCCGAGCAUCAGAUCAAUCUAAUCAAGGUUGAUGACAACAAGAAGCUCGGUGAAUGGGUCGGUCUGUGUAAGAUCGACCGCGAGGGGAAACCCCGGAAGGUGGUGGGCUGCAGCUGUGUCGUGAUCAAGGACUAUGGCAAGGAGUCUCAAGCCAAGGACGUGAUUGAGGAAUACUUCAAAGCCAAGAAAUGAGGUGUCAUUUUCAAUAAAGGCUUGUGGAAAUGAAA